CACGAACUCCUGGGAGGAAAGCCAGGGCCCAAGCCUUUCCUUUGAGGAGUGGAUGCAGUCCUCCCGUGUGGCCAGGCACCUCGCGAAGAAAAGCUGAAAUCUUAGCUCUAAGAUUUGUGCAUGUUGAUGACCUGGGGAGAGACUGAGUUCAUGGAGCCUCAUCACGUGGUUGAAGACACCCAAGUGGCGCACCCCCAGGACCCUCACCACCCAUCAGAGAAGCCGGUCAUUCACUGCCAUAAAUGUGGGGAGCCAUGCAAGGGCGAAGUCCUUCGGGUCCAGACCAGACAUUUCCACAUCAAAUGUUUCACCUGCAAAGUGUGCGGCUGUGACCUGGCACAAGGGGGCUUCUUCAUAAAGAACGGGGAGUAUCUCUGCACCUUGGACUACCAGAGGAUGUACGGGACACGCUGCCAUGGCUGUGGGGAGUUCGUGGAAGGAGAGGUGGUGACUGCCCUGGGCAAGACCUAUCAUCCCAACUGCUUUGCCUGUACCAUCUGCAAGCGCCCCUUUCCACCCGGAGACCGAGUCACGUUCAAUGGGAGAGACUGCCUCUGUCAACUGUGUGCACAGCCAAUGUCAUCCAGCCCCAAAGAAGCCUCCUGCUCCAGCAAUUGUGCUGGCUGUGGAAGAGAUAUCAAGAAUGGGCAGGCCCUGCUGGCCCUGGAAAAGCAGUGGCACUUGGGGUGCUUUAAAUGCAAGUCCUGUGGGAAGGUUCUCACCGGAGAGUACAUCAGCAAGGAUGGCGCUCCGUACUGUGAAAAGGACUACCAGGGGCUCUUUGGGGUGAAAUGCGAAGCCUGUCACCAGUUUAUCACAGGGAAAGUCCUGGAGGCAGGUGACAAACAUUACCACCCCAGCUGUGCACGAUGCAGCAGAUGCAACCAGAUGUUCACAGAAGGAGAGGAAAUGUAUCUUCAAGGUUCCACCGUUUGGCAUCCCGACUGUAAGCAAUCUACCAAGACUGAGGAAAAGCUGCGGCUGCCAAACAGUCAUCGUUCUUCCUCCGAUUUCUUUUAUCCCAAAAGUCUGGUUCGACGCACAGGACGGUCACCGUCUCUGCAGCCUACCAGGACUUCCUCUGAAAGCAUUUAUUCUAGACCAGGCUCCAGUAUCCCGGGCUCCCCAGGUCAUACUAUCUAUGCAAAAGUGGACAAUGAAAUCCUGGAUUAUAAGGAUUUAGCAGCCAUUCCCAAGGUCAAGGCAAUUUAUGAUAUUGAACGUCCGGAUCUUAUUACCUAUGAGCCUUUCUACACUUCGGGCUAUGAUGACAAACAGGAGAGGCAGAGCCUGGGAGAGUCUCCAAGGACUUUGUCUCCUACUCCAUCAGCGGAGGGCUAUCAGGACUCUCGGGACCGGGUGAUCCACCGGUCCACCAGCCAGGGCUCCAUCAGUUCCCCUGUCUACAGCCGCCACAGCUACACUCCAACCACAUCUCGCUCCCCCCAGCAUUUUCACAGACCUGGCAAUGAGCCGUCCAGCGGCCGGAACUCCCCUCUCCCUUACCGGCCAGACAGUCGUCCUCUCACUCCAACUUAUGCUCAGGCCCCUAAACAUUUCCAUGUUCCAGAUCAAGGGAUCAACAUUUACCGAAAACCACCCAUCUACAAACAGCAUGAUGCAGCUGCCUUGGCAGCCCAGAGCAAGUCUUCAGAAGAUAUCAUCAAGUUUUCCAAGUUCCCAGCAGCCCAAGCUCCAGACCCCAGCGAGAUACCAAAGAUUGAGACGGACCACUGGCCUGGUCCCCCCUCACUGGCCGCCGUAGGAGCCGACAUGAGACGCAGAUCUAGUGGCAGAGAGGAAGAUGAGGAGGAGCUUCUGAGGCGCCGGCAGCUGCAAGAAGAGCAAUUAAUGAAGCUCAACUCAGGCCUGGGGCAGUUAAUAUUGAAAGAGGAGAUGGAGAAGGAGAGCCGAGAGAGGUCAUCCCUGUCAGCCAGUCGCUAUGAUUCUCCCAUCAACUCAGCUGCACAUGUUUUAUCAUCCAAAACCUCAUCUCUCCCAGGCUAUGGAAAAAAUGGGCUUCACCGGCCUGUUUCCACAGACUUUGCUCAGUACAACAGCUAUGGGGACGUCAGUGGGGGAGUGCGAGACUACCAGACUCUCCCAGAUGGCCACAUGUCUGGGACAAGAAUGGAUCGAGGGGUGUCCAUGCCCAACAUGUUGGAACCAAAGAUAUUUCCAUAUGAAAUGCUGAUGGUGACCAACAGAGGGCGCAACAAAAUCCUAAGAGACGUGGACAGAACCAGGCUGGAGCGCCACCUAGCCCCAGAAGUGUUUCGGGAAAUCUUUGGGAUGUCCAUACAGGAAUUUGACAAGUUACCUCUUUGGAGACGCAACGACAUGAAGAAGAAAGCGAAACUCUUCUAAGUCCCCUGCGUAGACAGCAGUUAGAAAAAGGACUGACAUGGCGGUGACACAUAGGAUGUUGUGUUAAGGCCAAACUUGAUUGGAGAAUUUGCAAACUAUUGUCCCUCAACAACAACAAAAUGGGAAAGCCGAUUAAAACACCCAUAAGCGAAAUAUGGGGCCAGCCACCGGCAACACUUGCCAAGCAACAAUGGGGUAGAAAUUUCUGUGUUCCCCAUACUCGACAGUAGUGUUCACACGUGACCUUUUUACAUCACCUUAUGUACACAACAGGAGCUACUUCCUUCAUUUCCUUUAACUGUUGUCUAACAAUAGUGUUGACUGUAUGGGUAAGAGCCAGCAAGUGCCCUUAGGAUGCCGCAUGGAAAAAAGCAGUUGUAAUAAUUCCAAAGUGGGAAUCUAUUUAUUGUAGCACCGUGGCUAAGAAGGAAGAGCCUGAGGGACAUAUCCAUGUGGUCACACCACUUUGCACACCCCUGUCCUCACUGGCCUCAUGAAGCCCGGCACGAUGGGAAUCAGAGUCCGGGAUCUGGGCGGCUCUGUGUAAGUGGGCUGAUUAGCAGCCAAAGUCAUUUUUAACAUGCUCCUUUUUCUCUACUCUUUGCUAGGACCUGGUUGGCAAAUUACUUAGCUGUUAUUAAAAAAAAAAAUUAAGAGAAAGAGAGGGGAAAGGAACAAAAGGAAUAUCUCCCUGAAUUCUUUUUCUGCUUCGGACAGUACGCUUCAUUCUGCCUCCCCAGCAAGGAUAGGAGCUGUGAAAGAAAGGAAAGGGAGAAAUUAUCUCCAGUUGUGUGCUUUUAGAUGAUUUUUGCCCCUAGGGCCACAGUACUCUUAGCAAAAAAAAAAAAGAAAGAAAGAAAGAAAGAAAGAAAGAAAGAAAGAAAGAAAGAAAGAAAGAAAGAAGAAAGAAAGAAAGAAAGAAAGAAAGAAAGAAAGAAAGAAAGAAAGAAAGAAAGAAGGAAGGAAAAGAAAAUUCUGUGUCCCGCCAAUGCAAGUUCUUCCUCCCUGCAUCCUCUGCUCCUCAUCCAGCAUCCUCUGCAUCUGAUCCAGCCCACAUGGAUUUUGGAUUUUUUUUUUUUUUUGAGGUCUCUUCAGUAGUAGGCUAAGGAAAGGCACGCUUUUCUUUUUGAAAUCUCUGCAACCCCAAGGUCUGUUGCCUUAGAUUGAUUUAAUUUGGCCUUUUCAGCUUUCCUUCUUGCCUAGCUUUGUUGACUUCAUGGUGCGUAUGUGUGUGUGUGUGCGCGCGCGCGUGUGUGUGUAUGUGUGUGUAAGUGAAUGCACCCAGAGUAGUUUGGGGAGUCUGCAUGUUCUUUUAACAUUUCAUCCCUGCUUGAAUGUUUGUCCGGCUGGGCUGCAGCUUCUAAGGAACAUUUGCACACGUGCGCAUGACUCAGAGGUCGGGAUUGAGGCCAAACUGCACCCCACAGGGCAUCCUUCAUGGAAGGGUGUCAGUGUCAGAAGCCAGCAUGCUCCAUGAUUCAUGAAGCUCAGGUCAGCAGCACAGUGAAGAGCCCGGACCUCACAUCAGGCUAUAUGUGGACAUCAGAGCAACACACCAGAGUGUGCAGAUUCAGCAACACAAGAUUCAUAGUGGAGCCUAGGAUUACACCAAAACUCACAUGUAAGACCCCAUCAUGAUUCCUGGAAGCCUCUGGCUGCGACUCACGUGAGUUAGGAGGCGGACAAGGAAGGGUGUCUCCAGCUCCACCCGUGGACAGUUUUCACGUUUAUUCUUGUGCUCUGGGGGCUCUGCCUAGGAAUUUAAAUUCCAUUUUAAAGCCAAAGGAGAAAUCAUUCGAAUUCUCUUCAUAUGCCACUACUAAUAAAAGCUCAGAAAUUCUUCCUGCUGCCACCGGAUUCGGAUUCGGAUUAGUUAGUAGCUGAUCUUGGUGGUAAAAAACAAGUAAAAAUAGUGUCAGAACCUGUGCUGCAGACCUCUACCUUGGGACACACUCCAUCAACUGGGUGCUGUACUGAGCUCUGUAAUUGCUUUCAAGCGCUCUUCUGUCCCUUCAGUGCUAGACACUGAAUGUCUGAGGACUGUUCUCACAAAUAGGAGCAUGCACGUGUGUGUGUGUGUGUGUGUGUGUGUGUGUGUGUGUGUGUGUGUGUGUUGGACCUACUAACAUAUUUUGUAAAUGAUUCUGAUGGGGCAAACGUGAGAUGACCAGCUCCUCCUCCGUUUGAAGGCCCCAGAUUGCAACUUGCUAUUUGGUGCCUUCCAUGGCCUUUUGCUCUAAUUCAAUAUUUCGGCUGUCCCAUCUUCUCUCUGACAUCUCUGGCAUCAGCAGCCUUGGUGCAGUGCCUGUGUAUCCCAGUCCUUGCUUUGCUCUGGCAAAGUAUGAGGAGUGGGGACCACAGUAUAUUCCCAUAAUCAAUAAUGAGGAUGGCAGAUGGGUCCCAGUGCUAGGCUGGUGGGGAGAAUUUUUUCAUUAUGGGGAUAAUAAAAGAUCCUCAGUGUUUUCAUUGGUUAAUUAUGACCUAUGGAAAAAAAAAGAAAAAAAUAAUUAUGACCUAUGCACAUGCAGAGCAAAUGUCAGUGUGAGAAAAACUGCAAUGACAGUUAAAGUUCUGAACCCAAAGUCUGCUCCCACCAAUGAAACUCUGUUUCUUAUAUCUUUAGAAUUCAGUUCUCCAUCCAACUUGGGGGGUGGAGGAGCUUCUUCCUAUAUCAAGUGUAAUAGCUAAUUUAAACUAUACCGUGCAAAAAUGCAUUACCAGGAAAUGUCAGUAGUGUCCUGUCUGCAAGCAGAGUAGUGCUGUGCUCUGGGGAGGGUCAUGGGAAAACAAUGUUGGAGUGGCUUCCCCGACUCCAGUCCCAGCAGAAGGCUCCAGCUGGAGGGAUGGGUCAUGAGGCAACUGGUUCUCCUAACUGCCAAAUCUAAUACAUGGGCUACAAUGACCUAUCCAUUUUUGUUCUCAACUGGGCUCAGCAUGCUUGUCCUCAAAAUGUCUAGGCCACCGUACAGGAGAUCCGUGUUCUCUGCUUGAACCCCAGUCUGCACUGCACAUAGAAAUUCCAGUUGUUAACACAGUCAAAUGAACAGGGCUUAUUCACGCUGGGGAAGGACUUCAAGACAUGGCACAUUUUCCUGGUAUAUACCCAAAGGGCUACAUUUUUGAGCGUUGGGCUUAUUUGUGUUUCCUUAAGCACACACAACAACUGCAUGAAGCAAAAGAGGCCUCUGACAACGUGGAAGUCAGUGCGCUCCCUUUAAAUUUUUUUUUUCCGUAAGAGCCAGGAUAUCAUUUAUUCUUCCCGUGUGAUUUAAGAUGAGACAUAAAGAGCAUUUGGGAACUCGUACAGCCAGCUAUGCAUCUACAUUUCAGUUUGGGUUAGUUAUGAAAUGUUCUUAAUGUGACUCCUUCAAUAACUAAAGAUAAACUGCCUGUUCUCUGAAACCUCAAACAGAAAAGCCAGGGUUAAUGAGUAAUACGGUGCACACUCCCACUGCAACUUUCAUCCUCUCAAUCUGGUGAUGUCCAUCAACUCUACUUAGAGAAGUCUUGUUGGAAAUGUUUAUAAAACUUUCACCUAAUUUCUUUACACUUUAAAGCAAACACCUUUUUCUAAAGAAUUGCUUCUCAGAUGAUCAUAUAAAAUAUUUAUGCUUUUGCAAGUUAAAAAAAAAGAAAUUAACCACUUUUGACUAGGUAGGUCUUUCUAAAAAUUAUUUCAAAAAGCUUGAUGUUAGCGUUCUGCGCAUUGAAGGGGCAGGCAGGCCCUCUCUCUGUCAGGAAAGAUAGUGGAACAAAAUGAACUCCAUGUAAUCUCCCCUCUGUGACCUCUGAGGCAAGCUCAGUUUUUAUAAAUCACAUCUUCUGUAUUACCGGGCACUGUUUAAUCUACCCUCCCUAGGCCAGCCUUGACUUGACUUGAUCUUUAAAAUUUUCUUUUGACAAACCGUUUGUGAGUAAACCCUACAACUCAUUCAUUAGUGUACCCUUUUGAAGAAUGUUCUAUUCAGAAAAAGAGAUUACUUCAGGCUUGAGAUCUGCUGUGACACCACCUUAUAGUGAUAAUGUACAUUAAGGAAACUAGCCAAUGAUGUUGUAAUGAAAGAAAGAGAAAUUUUUACUCCGGCUUUAAAAACAAAAAAAAUCACUCUUUCCAUUUGCUGCCCAGGAAGCCAUGAAGAGAUAGUGAUUGAUACACUUUGCAUAUGGAUUUUUGCGUUUUUAUUUGGGUGAGUUUAAUUUAUGGCAAACUCAAAAAGAAGGGGGAAGUGGUCAGGUUAAGUUGAAAGAAACUUUCUAAACAAUAUAUUGUAAACCCAGCAAAAUUAAACAAAUCCAGUAUUUUCUGAUGGUUGGUGUAAUCGACUGGCAAUGGUUAUCAUUAAAUAAAAUUCUUCCCAAAAGUGUCUUUCUCAAGAGUGAAGAUCCCAUGAGCCACUUUCUGAACCCGUUCACCAAAGGUAGCAGGAGACAAUACUACAUCCACUACCAUUCAGAAAGCCACUUAGUGAUUGUAUAUGCCUAUGUUUCCUUAUCCCAUGGAAGAAAAAAAACAAUUGUCCACAAUAUUGAUGUUCCUCUUGGGUUCUGUGUACAGACCCGUCCAAUAAUAAAUGUGUGUGGUUUCUGUGAGUUGCCGACGAUCCUGCAUCAUAUCUCUUUGGAGUCCUUUCAUUUUAAGUUCAAUUUAAUGGAAUUUUUUUGCAAGUGUCAGAAAACAUACAGUUAGUUCUUCCUUCCCUCCCCUUUCAAAAAUAUGAAAGUGAAUAUUUGGAAGAACUGCUGUGUUAAAGAUGUGUUGUGUCCCCCCGUGAAAGUGAGUGGGUGUCCGUCCAUGCCCUGAAUACCACGGACUAGUGUGCAGAGGCAGGGGCAGCCAGCUGGCCCCGCGUUGCUGUGCGUUUUGGUCCUGACCUGCUCCACGCUCCUGUUGCAAGCAGCACUCGCCGCUCCCCCGCCCUGUCCUCUGCGUCACUGCUGUACACUCACCACUCAGUGAAUAAAGUUGUGUGCUUUAUUCUAUUCA
Molecule: messenger RNA, 7351 nt
Organism: Nyctereutes procyonoides (raccoon dog)
Lineage: Eukaryota; Metazoa; Chordata; Mammalia; Carnivora; Canidae
Gene: ABLIM1
Product: actin binding LIM protein 1
Exons: 24
Coding region: 121-2367 (748 amino acids)
Biological process (GO): cytoskeleton organization; lamellipodium assembly; cilium assembly
Cellular component (GO): stress fiber; actin cytoskeleton
Molecular function (GO): actin filament binding
Source: RefSeq, a predicted model, not a curated record